This is a messenger RNA of Ostrea edulis (European flat oyster), 4988 nucleotides long. Its product is annotated as ankyrin repeat domain-containing protein 11-like. The record is from RefSeq and is a predicted model, not a curated record. Lineage: Eukaryota; Metazoa; Mollusca; Bivalvia; Ostreida; Ostreidae. Gene Ontology annotation, cellular component: nucleoplasm. Bases 174 to 3470 code for a protein of 1098 amino acids. Gene Ontology annotation, molecular function: protein binding. The transcript is spliced from 13 exons.
GGAGGUAUGUUGAUAUUAUCCAAUCCAAGAGAGGCUUUUUUACCCGCGUAGAAUCAAAGCCUUGCGACCUCCAAAGAUGACAAGAAUACAGGCAAUGAUUAUGAAAUUUUGGACAAACAUUGAAGACUUUGCUGGUUUGAAUACGUGACGCCCCGCCCAGAUGUGAUGCCUGCAUGCCUUCCUUACAGCCCAUUGUGUCGUUAUCAUUGGACAUGUCUGAAAAGAAAUCGCCUCCUCAAAAGCAGGAGAAGCCAUUGCUCAUAAGAACACCUCAAUCAGAAAGCAAACAACUGAAACGUAAAUUCCUCGUGUCUGACUCUCCCCCACAACUUGAUGAAGACGACCGCAAGUCUACGCCCAAACGGAAGAAGCCCCUUUUAAAUUCUGAGAUGUCCCCCACCCACUAUGGAUCCACACCGGUUACUAAGGCCCCCAGCAGUGGGAUUACCUCCCCUCGUACAGGGCCUCUGUCUGAAAGACAACAAAUGUUGUUCCUAAUGAAAAUGACGGAUGACUCUCAAGACUCAUCAUCUAAGCCUACUUCACCCCAGCCUUCAGUUCCUGCUAUAAAGAAGACUCCAGGGGACAAGAAAGUCCACAAGAGAAAUGAACGAGGGGAAACACCCCUUCAUUUAGCAGCCAUAAAAGGGGAUGUGAAACAGACAAAGAAAUUGAUCAAGGCUGGCGCUGAUGUCAAUGUAGCAGACUUUGCAGGCUGGACACCUCUUCAUGAAGCUUCAAACAGAGGUUGGGUGUCUAUAACUAAGCAACUGCUGAAAGCUGGAGCCAAUGUUAAUGUUCAGGGGCUGGAGAAUGACACCCCCCUUCAUGAUGCAUCAGGAAAUGGCCACACCGAGCUGGUGGAGCUUCUAUUGAAACAUGGAGCCAACCCUCUUCAGCCCAACAGCAAUGGUAAAACCCCUGUGGAUGUGGCAGCCUCUCCUGAUAUGGUGAAGCUCCUGAGGAAGGAGAUUGUGGCCUCCAGUAGUGACAGUUCCAGUCUAGAUGACGCCCGUUCUCCCACUUCGCCGGAGAGUAACUCCUCUUGCAAAGAUGAUGACAUGGAUAUCUUUGUACCGAGGAAUCCUAAAUCGGACCCCAACACCAACAAUUCAACUUCAGGACCAAGUAGUCGCAAAAGCAUUUUCAUCAAGUUCCAGCGUGAGCAGAACGAUGAACAAAGUGAUAAAUCUCCCGACUUUUACAGUUGUCGGGUGGAGACUAGUGAAAACAAGGAUGUACAGUCCUCAUGUGAUAGCCCAGCGUCCAGUGGGAGUGAUCUAUAUGACCCCCAACUACAAAGUGACAGGUUCAAAUCUAAGAAAGGAAGCACGGAGGACACCAGUGCCACCGGCACAGAAUCACCGGCAUCAAAGGUUAAGUUGCCGUUUUCGUCAUCAUCAGAUAUAGGUGGUUUUGAACUGGGAGGAUUUAACAGGUUAAAUAAUCUGGAACCUGAUAGUCAAAAUGUGGAUCAUACAUCACAAAAAUACAAGUUAAAAGUGUCAGAGACACAGCCAUUUUUCCCUCAUAGUGAUGGUUUUAGUGACAGUGAAUCAAGAGAUUCGUUUAAAAUGGAUAGUGAUAGUGACAGGACUUGCAUUCCCUCCAUUGACUCAAGUCAUUCUCGGUUGAAAGAGUCAGCGUUGGAUGUUCAACGUAACAGUGUUAGUUCAGUGCUGGACUCUUGUACCUCCACUACACAGGGUAAAUCCAUGUCUGGUGGCGAAAACAACAGUGUAUCAAGUAGUUCAAAUAAUGAACAAAGCUUUCUGCAAAAUAGCUCAAAUAUUCUUCGAAGAAAUAGUAUUAGCAAUUCAAACAAUUAUGUGACAAACAGUGCCAACAAUGCGAAUUCAAAUGACCAGCCAAAUUCUAGUGUUAGUUCUAGUGGACUUAAAUGGGACCUUCGAUCUACAGCUUCACCCAAAAGUGAGGAAGGCAGCAAUCAUUCUGGAAGGUCAGAAUCAAAUCGAACUAACUCUCCUUUACGAGUGGAAGGUAAAGACUUCAAGUCCUCACCCAAAGUGGACCGAGACAACAAGCCUUGUUCACCCAAGGUGCCCCCAUUAAAAAUCAUUAUCCCUCCUAAAACAUCAACAGCAUCUAAUCAGGACCCAGAGUCUGCAAAAAUUCACACAUCCAAGAAAUCUCUCCCAUAUGUGCUAAAUCCCACUCAGGAACAACAAGCAGGGGGAUUACUACCUCAGACAAGCACAGCCGGCAUGUUGAUUCCGCAGGAAAUUCAGUCGGUACCAAGCCCCGCCUCCUCAAGGCCAUCAUCCAGUGGGAGUGCUGCCAUGUCUAAGGACUGUGAAAAGUAUUCUGGUAAAGACUCUAAAGAGAGGGACAACAGAGAGGUGGCCUCUGAUGCUCAAGUCAAUGCAGAGAGUGAUCAAAAGUCGGAGGAAAUUUCUUCAUCAAAGGACAGUAAUGAGAGAGACAGCAGUUCAAAGGUCAAGGACAGAGAGAGAGAGGGAAAAGAGAAAGGACAGGAGGACGAGAAGGAAAGGGAAAGUCAACAGACACGGCGGACUCUACGAUCACACACACAGGCGCUGCAGCAGGAGAAACAGAAACAGGGCAGACCACCUCCCAAAGAGAAGGAGUCGGGAAGUAAAGACUCUUCUGAUAAGGAUGAGACUGGAAGCACCACCAAAAACAAAGUGGAAGAUGAAGAAGUCCAUAUGUUGCCACGGAAACGGAAGGGUCUACGUCCAAAGACAGACGUUGCUGCCCCCCAGUCUUCUACAGAGCCCACAAUUUCUCUCCCCACUGUGUCCUAUGAAAAGCCACCUAAUCCAUUUGAGUUGUAUUUGUCGAUCAGAAAACAGGUGCUUCGGCAGCAGAACAGUUUGGUUGUUGUCCAUCCUAAGGCUCCUCAAGGCUUCAAGGACUACUUAAUGGUCAGAUGUGGCUAUGUCUUGGAAGGGAAGAAGGCCAGCACUCUGUCUGUACCGAUGUUAUCACCUCCCAACUCGGUGCAAGGAGAAAUCAGAGAAUUGUUUAUCAAUCAAGAAAAGGUCCGCUACAAGCUCAGACUACAGCAUCUAACGGAAAGGGAAAAACUGAUCUUGUCACUGGAACAAGAGAGAAUCCGUGAGCAUGGACGAGCUGCACGUGCCAUGGCCAAUCAGAAUCUGCCGUUGAGUGUUUGUACGAUACUGAGGAAUGAGGAGAUCUAUCAUGCCAUGGAUUCAGAGCAGGAGGAGAAAGAGAAAAGCGGGAGGGCGAGGUACAAUGGUCGACAGUUUUUGUCCUGGUUGAAAGAUUUAGAUGACAAGUUUGAAAAACUCAAGGAGGACCUGAUGUGUCGGCACCACAUGGAGGCGGAUUCUCUGUACGCCAUCCAGAAGCUGGACUGGGAGUGGAAGAUGAAGGAGCUGGGUCUGUGUGACCAUAAUGCCACACCCGAGGUAGACGAAGUGAACGUACCCAUGGUGCAGGUCCACGAAUUUGACCUGACCUAGCAGAGAGUUCAUGUUUGUUUGGAUAUUGUCCCCAAGUGUUAAAGUGAAGGCAAUGGAUACAGACAGAGAGAGAGAGAGAGCACCACUGUAGUGCUGUCCUCAUAUUCAGAAAAGCGAAAGUACGAGAUGAAGGUGAGAGUGACUGAUGUACGAUUUGUGUGUGCAAUACACAGCGCAGACCAGAGUAUUCAUGUAGUGCUUUAUUUCUGGCCAAAAUAUGGAAGGAACAAACGACAUGUUCCCUUGCUGUGCAGACAUGGAGGUCUGUCAGCGAGUGGAAGUGAUGUCCACAAGGCAUGAUAUCAUAUUAUCACAUAAAAGUAGACCAACGGAGUUGACAAGGUGAGACCUCGCAUUAUCACAUAGACUUAGAUCACUGGGGUCUGUCAGGCGAGAUAUCACAUUCUCACACAGAUGUAAAUCAUCAGGGUCCACAAGGCGAGACAUUGCAUUAUCACAUAGAUGUAGAUCACCAAUGCCAGCUUUUCAGUCUCCCCCAAUUUGUGUUGUGAUGCAGGAUUUUUUGUACUCACAAACCAAAACAAAAAACAAAAACAAAUUGAAAUGUAGUCGACUUUAGUUAAAUCUGCAGUUUGGAAAAAUUCAGUGACGAAAAAAUGAUAAUGAAAAAUCCUCUCAGCCAUUUGCAUAUCUCCUGUUUGCUUGAUUGUCUUUAAGAUAAAGUUGAACAUUUGAGUCUGCAUUCACGUUACGGCUUUUUUUUCGACCAGCGUACUCAUAAGACUUAAAAUGAAAGUGACUGUUAUAAUCAUUUUCUUUUUAAAAAUUUUAACUAUCUGAACUUCAAAGUCACCUUUAAACUUCAUAGAACAUGCUAUAUUUAUCAGGCAUAUUUAUACAAAUUUUUUAAGCAUAUUUUUAGCUAAAUGUAGAAAUUCUUUGCAUCCCUUUAACAUGGGACAACUCUCAGCUGCUGGCUACUUAGUAGAUUUAGUUUGAAUUCAACAGCUUUACAUCGUUAUAGAAGUUGGUUGUACAAUGUACUGAAAUCAUGUUUUUAAAUCAUAAAAAAGUAGUAUUUAUAUUUUAUAGUUAUUCCCAAACAAGUCAAAAUCAUUUUAAGUUUCAUAGUUACUUUUAUACAUGUUUUCAGAGAGUAAAAAUUUAAGUUAUAAAAAUUUUACUGAAAUUUCAGAAUCUCAUUGUGUUUGUUAUUUGGUUAAACUUUUGUCUAUUUAUUUUUCCCUAGUCUAGAAUCCAAACACAAUGGCAAUAUUCUUGUUCUGUACAUUGUUUUUAACCAAGCACCUGUCGUAUGUUUUUAUGUAUAUUACAUGUGUGAAUGCCGUGACUGCGCGACAUUUUUUAACUGGAUUUUCACCAGUAACUCCUGUUCAUUGGUAUUUUAUGUUGUAUGGCAAUAUGUCAGAUAAAACAUGUACUAAUAUUUUUUUUUAACAUUGAGAUAUUUAAUGUUCAGAUUAUUUUUGUCACAUGUGGAAAAUGCCAUGGAAGAAGCUAUUCCGUGCAUUCUAAAUAAAAUGUACAGAAACUCAA